GACGCCAAGCCCCGCACGCUGUACGAGAAGUACGAGACACACUUGAUGAAAGAUUUCCUCGACAGGGGUCUCUCCAAGGACACCGCCCGCCGGGAGCUACAGCGAACGCUCAAAGCAUCCUGGCUGGCCCAAGGCAACACUGAGGAAGCCUGGGUUCUACACUCCCCCGCUCACCCCACCACUGCCCGCGGCGCGCCCGUGCCCGACUUCACCCAUUGCACCCCAGCAACAGCGGCAUCAGAAGCCAACAGACUGUGGAACCUGAUCAAACGAGACCCGGAUCAGUCCGGGGCCGCCAAAGACGUCAUCGACGGCGUGCGUUCUGGCGCGUCCAAGCUCAUUUUCUGCCAGGGUCGAGCCGGCUGCGGCAAAUCCACCCUCGCCAAGUACAUCUCCUACUACGUGCGGUCCCUCGGCAAAAGCUGCGUCAACGUGGCUUCAACGGGCAUAGCGGCCUUAAACUUGCCAGAUGGGGCCACCGCGCACUCGACUUUCAAGAUCCCGAUAGAAGACGCAGAGCACCUCACCUGCCGCCUGGGGCACUCCUCCGCGGGCGCCCUCACCAUCGCGGCCGCUGCCGUCAUUCAGUGGGACGAGUGGCCAUCCUGCAAACGCGCUGCCUGGGAUGCGGUCCUCGACUACCUCGCGCUCCUGCAGCAGGCUCGGCCAGACAUUUACGUCCCAAAAGUCAUCAUCACCUACGGGGACUUCCGCCAGAUACCGCCUGUUCUGAAGCACGCGUCUAGACAGGAUGUCCGCGCCGCCAGCGUCACAACGUCGGCUUCGUGGCCCUCCUUCCGCACUUGGCAACUCCGCACCACGCACCGACAAAUCCACGACAGUGACUACGCUUCAUGGAUCGAACGCAUCGGCCAGGGCGAGGUUCCGCACACGCACACCAUUGAUGGCGAACCCGGCUACAUCGAGCUCGACCGCUGCUCCGUGACCCACACCAUGGACGACGCCAUCACUCAUUGCUUCCCACACAUAAACGACCCCGCCGAGUGCGCCGAUCGGAAGAUUCUGACAGCAACGAAUGAGGCGAGAAACACCUUUAACGACCGUAUCCUGGAUACUCUGACGCGCACUUAUCUGCUGCACGAGUUCAUCGCCAAAAGCUCGGACGCCAUUGAAUACGACUCCAACAACGACACCGUCGAAGAUCACAUCACCGCCGAGUUCCUCAACCUGCAGGACGAGAACGGAGUCCCCCCUCACGCUCUCCGGCUCGUUGUUGGCGGCCUCUACGAGCUGAUGAGAAACUUCAGUCCGUGUGAUCGCUUGAUGAACCACACGCACGUCGUGCUCAAAUCGGUCUACGAGAAACACGUCCUCGUGGAGCGGCUCGAUGGGGAGCAGUUUCCCUUGCCCCGGAUCUGCUUCCGCUGGGCACUGGGGCGGGGGGCCACCACCAUCCGCCGACGACAGUACCCUUUGCGUCCAGCGUACGCUUCGACGUUCAACGGCUCGCAAGGCACCACGCUGGCCCGCUGCGUGGUCGACGUCCGCAGAAGCCCGUUUUCCCACGGCCAUCUCUACGUAGCUUUGAGCCGGGUGGAGACUCGAACGACCAUCCGCAUCUUCACACUGCCGGAACGCUGCAGCACUGCUGGCAAAGCCCUCACCAAAAACGUGGUGUGGCCAGCUGGCAACGCGGUCCUCGACACGUCCGUGCCGGUGCGCGCGCAGCCCGACGUUGGGGACCGCAUCCGCGCGUCCCUGUACACGGUGAACGUCACGAUCGAGAUGGUCGACACGCCGACGAAGGCCAACGCGGGUUCUCGCCUCACGCUGUCCGACGGCAUCAGCAUGCGCAGCGGGGCCCCCGCCAACCGCCACGGCCUCGCCACUACAGUGAAGAGGGCCACCGACCUGCUGAAGUUGAACCAACCACCCAACGGAGUAUGCGUUUCCGCUGAAGGGCUCCAGCCACCGCAGGCCGGGCAUAACCCUACCUCCGGGAGGAGUUGGGCCUGGGUGGUGGCCGCCUAUGGCGACAGCGCCAGAGCCGCCUCCCUCGCCACGGAGUACGUGGCGACCCGCGCCGUCGACAUCAUCACCCACUGCUUCUUGAAGGCCGACCUCCACGUCCCGGCGACUGACACCCAGUGCGCCUGGUCCGCCAAGUCCACGCUGCUGAACAAUCGGGUGUCCAUCCGCCGCACGGGCUCCAUGACGAAUGGCCAGACGUACGAGCUCAACGACCUGAUCAAUUUCGUCUACACGAUCCACCCGAACGUCCCGCCCAAGGUGGCCCGCGCACUCAAGGACUUCUUCGACGCGUACCCGUCCAUCAUCACGGAGGGUGCAGGCCCGGCCCUCGUAGGCCCCGCCUCCACGACCGUGCACCACAGCACUUCCGCUGCGGCCGCAGCGCCGAAGCGCGGGGUGAAGCGGCCCCCGGCGCCCAGCGCGGCGAAGAAGGCCAAGAAGCGCUGA
Messenger RNA from Prorocentrum cordatum, 2439 nucleotides. The record is from the annotation of a GenBank genome assembly. Lineage: Eukaryota; Dinophyceae; Prorocentrales; Prorocentraceae.